Messenger RNA from Panonychus citri (citrus red mite), 4478 nucleotides. RefSeq names its product probable serine/threonine-protein kinase tsuA. Gene Ontology annotation, molecular function: protein binding. Lineage: Eukaryota; Metazoa; Arthropoda; Arachnida; Trombidiformes; Tetranychidae. The transcript is spliced from 6 exons. The record is from RefSeq and is a predicted model, not a curated record. The coding region runs from base 119 to 4330 and encodes 1403 amino acids.
CAUUGAAAAUUAUUGAUUAUGUUUUAAUUUCUAAAUUGUUGAUAUACUUAUUUAAUUGUUUGUUUUUUGUUUAUUUAUUUUGUUUCUUUGUUUAGUUAAAUGGUUAAAUUAAUACACAAUGAGUAGAUAUUAUCAAUUAAUUGUAUUCUUAACUGUCUAUUGUAUUAAAAAUAAUUGUGAUCAAACUGAGUCUUCACCAGGUUAUCAGUUAAAGUGUAAAAAUGAUAUUUGUAGUGAAUCUAUUGGAUUAGUGGUGGCUACUCAGAACUAUCGUCCUGAUGAGAGGCAUAAAUUAAAAUACAACAUUGAAGAUAAAAUUGAAAUUUUUGGGACUACAAUUGAUGGUCAAUAUUAUUUUGCUAAGCUCAAUGACCGUCAAGGCCUAGUUUCUAAAAAAUUAGUUCGAGAGGUGAAACAAUAUUUAAAAGAAGAUGAUUUAAUAUUAACCAAUUUGGAUGAUUCUUGGAAGCCUAUUAUCAAGUUGGAACCAAGUGAUGGAGAUUCUUUUAUACAAAGUAGUACUUCAAGCUCGGUUGAAGAAGAGAUUACAUCGAAUUCAGCUGAUGAUGUUUCAAUUUCAAUUAGUGAAAAUAUGGAUAUUAAACCAGAUAUUCAAUCAGUGUCUGAUUCACCCAUUGACAAAUUACAGACAAGUUUUCAACCUGGAAAUAAUCAAGAAGAACCAACAUCAAGCCUUCAAGAUUUUCAACAUGAUCAAAUGAAAACAGUGGAUUCAUCAAUUGCUGUUAAAUCAGAAGAGAUUACAAAAAGUCAACCUCAACAAGCUAAUACCGAUAUUGUACCAACAAUGCCAUCUAUAGCUUCUGAUCCACCCAGAUUAACCACCGAAGUUGAUGGAACAACAUUUCCAGUUGAUGAAUAUGAAGAAGACGAAGUCUCUCUACAAUCAAGUACACCAACUCCAAGUAUGGAUAUGAGACCACCACCAUUUGUAGGAUAUUCGGGGCAAAACAAUGGAAUUGGACCUUCUGAUAUUCCAUCCAGAAGUAAUACUCCCAAUCAACAAUCAUUCGGAGCUUUAAAUCUCUCUCCAAGUGUGGAAAUGUCCAAAGUUAAUGGAAAUUCAGAAGCGAGUGUUGUUAUGGAUCAACCAAAUAUCAAUUCACAAGAUAAAAAUCCAACUCCGACUGUUCCAGAUGAUCCAAUAAACAAAGAAGACCAACCUCAAGAAUCUAAUGUUUUCAACGAAAUUGUCAACGAAAAGAGUCCAGAACUUUCCCCUUCUAUUGUCUAUGAAUCAAUUCCGUCUUCAUUACCUUUACAUCCAAUUAAUACCGAUGAUCUUGCUGGUCGAGAGUCUAAUUUAUCACCUCAAUCUGAAUCGUCAUCGGAUGUAAAAGGAACAGGUUUUGUUGAUAAUGUUAAUAAUCAACCAAGUGAGACAACAACAGCUACACCAGCAACUGAAUCUUUAUCUCCUGCUUUAGUUGAUGGAAUCACUGAUUCACAAAAUGGCCACACAACAAAUUCAAUUGACAGCGAUCAGUUGAUUGAUAAACUCGAUGUAAACAACAUUGAAUCAAAUGAAAUCAAUUUGCAACCACAAGUCCAAAACCAGGACCAAUCGUCAUCAACACCUUCACCUUUGAUUGAUACUGAUAGAGAUCAGUACAGUUUUCCAUCAAAUCAGGAAGAAAGUAAAAUCCAAGAGAGUCACAAGGAUGAAAGUCCAACUGAUGAAGUUCACCAUCAUGGUACAGUUGAAACAGAAAUUCAGAAUCCAAAAAUUAACGAGGUUUCAUCAACUCCAUCACCAAUACUUCAACAACAACAACAACAACAACAACAAUUACCUGCAUCAUCACAACCUUCAAAUUAUAACCAACAACAACCUUUACCGAAUCAAGAUGAACCAGUGCAUCAAUACAACCAACCUAAUUAUCAUCAUCAAACUGUGCAUCAACAACAACAACCUCAACGUCCACCAAUUAUUGGUACAAAUGAUGAUUAUAAACACAAUAAUCAACCUGAUUAUCCCUCUGAUGAAAUGACACAUCAGAUGGCAGCUGAAGUAGAGAAACAAUCUUAUCUUUCCCCCUCAUCAUCAUUAUAUUUACCACCUCAACAAGAAUCAGUGACAACAGACUUACCUUUAUCAUCAUUACAACCAUCACCUGAUUCAGAUUCAGAUUCAUCUCUACAUCUCUCAUCAUCAGUUAACAAUCAAAAUUUUGAUUCCAACUUGGCGCUUCCAAUGCAAUCUUCAUCAUUACUUUCCAACAGUGCAAGUCCAUCUGACCAACAAUCAACUUUCAAUGGUCCAUCUGAAUCAUUAACUGAUAGUUUUACACAAACAACUUUCACCGAAACACCGAUAUCAACAAAUUAUCCUGACGCAAUGCGCUCACAAAUUACUUUACUCACAACACUUUUACCAGAACCAGUGAUUGACUAUUUACAUCAUGUUAACUUUUCACCAUCAAUUUUUGUCAUUCUAUUGAUGAUAACAAUUACCUGGUUGGUUAUGUUUAUCACAUCAAAAAUCCUCUCCUCACAUAAGGAGAAAGUUUCCCUAGAAGAUCAACUUUGCCGUAACCAUGGGGAAAAUUUUAACCUUAAAACAGAAAGAGAUUAUCUAUUUGAUGAGUUGGCGGCUGAGAAAGAAAAGAAUUCACGUUUACUCAAGGAACAUCUAGAGAUUAAGGAUAAAUUUGAGAAUAUCAAUCAUCACAUUGAACAUUCUGAGAGUGAGAAAAAUAGUCUAAUCAGCAAGUUGGAAUCAUUGGUUAAUGAAACACGCAAGCAAAAACAGAGGAUUGAACAGCUUGAGAAAAACAAUGAAACUCUCAAGAAUGAGUCUUCUGAGGCCAAUGAUGAACUUACCCGAGUAAAACUUGAUCUAGAUAAAUUGUCAAAAGAAUUAGAAGAAAAAGCUGAUUCACUUGAAGCAGCGCAAAUGGAAAUUGAAAAAUAUGCUGAUACUAGUGAGCAACUGACCCAAGAAGUGAAAUUAUUGAAAAAGAAAGAAACUCAACUAGAAACUGACCUUAAGCGAAUGGUCAAGCAGGAGGAAAUCAUUGAGAAAUUAAAAAUGGAAUUGGAAAAUGCUGAACAAGAAAUUAAUUCAAUGAAAUCAUUUAUUGACAAUACAAAUGAAUCUGCUGAAUACUCACUGGAAUCAUUACUGGAUGGAAUUAAAUUAAAGGCAGAAUUAAGUGUCGCUCAAAAGCAAUUAAGAUCAAUUAAGGAGGAAAAAGAUGCACUUUCCAAUAAAACAGCUGAGAUGGAGACACGAUUAGCUAAAGCAGAGGUUGAUUCAAAUGAAGCAAUUAAGGCUAAAGAUGAGGCUGAAAGACGAUUACAAAUAUUGAAAACUUAUUUCAAUGAACAAGAAGUCAAAUUACAAUCAGAACUUGGAACAUGGAAAUUAAAAUAUGAAGAAAUGCUUUCUCGAAAUGAAUCAGUUCCAGGAUAUAUUGAAGAUCUAAAGCGUUCUAAUGAAUCAUUGAAGAAUCAAGUUGAAAGUUUAGAACGUGAAAUCGCCAAAAGAGAGGAGAAACACCGAGUCGACUGUAGUAAACUCGAACGUGACAAGCAUGAACUAUACAUGUCAAAAAUUCGAGUUGUUGACGAUUUAAAGAAUCUAAAAUCUGAAUGUGAAAUUUUACGCAAAAAGUUAACACUUAAAUCACAAGGUUAUUCAGAUGAUGAUUUAAAACAUUCAACAGGAGUCGAUGGAUCAACAUCAUCAACAGGAGUUAAUUUAGAUUCACUACCACCUCCACCUCCACCACCCACUGGAUAUCUUGAAGAUACACUUGAUUCAUCAGCUGCAAGUGGACCUUGGUCACUUGGUACAAUUGACCCACCGCCACCAUUUCCUGUAAGCUGGAUGAAUUCAGGUGACUCCUCAACCUCGGGUUACAGUUCAUUGCCUCCAGCACCGAUGCCUUUACAACAACAUCAACCAUCUAAUCAUCAUCAUUAUCCCUCUCAUCAUCAUCACUCUCAUUACCCUCCAGCCCCUCAAAUGCCUCCAAUGCGUGAUACCUAUUCACCAAGCUCUCAACGAUCCCAUGAUCAGCGAAGUGUCCGAAGUGAUAUAUCUUUCUCGUCAACAAAUAAUUCACAUCAUCAUUAUCCAAAUUACGGUCCACCGCCACCCCUACCACCCCAAACUGUCCAAGGACCUUUUUCAAAUCCAAUACCAUCACAUUGGUCUGUCAAUACCCAACAGCAGCAGCAACAACAACAACAACAACAACAACAACACCCACAUCAAUAUCAAAAUCCUCAACAAUCCCAAUCAUCACAUAACGAGUCUUCAAUAAAUUAUGAUUCUAGAAAUUAUUAUACCGGUGGACGGUAACAUAAAAUCAAUUGAUUAACUUUAUCGAUUAACUAAAAUUGAUUCUCCCUCUUUUCUCACUCUCUUUCUCUCUCUCUUGUGUAAUAUUUACUUUAUUAAUUAGUAUAUUAAUUGAUUAUUAAAAAAAUUAUUGUUAUUUUCAAUAUUA